Molecule: messenger RNA, 642 nt
Organism: Colletotrichum lupini
Lineage: Eukaryota; Fungi; Ascomycota; Sordariomycetes; Glomerellales; Glomerellaceae
Exons: 5
Coding region: 1-642 (213 amino acids)
Source: RefSeq, a predicted model, not a curated record
AUGAUACCCACCCUGCCGUGGCUCAACGGUUCUGGCAAGAGGCAGCGGGCAGCCACACAGUCUGCCCUGGGCCGAGCUGUUGCCCUGGCCUGUUUCUGGCUCUGGUGCGGGGGAAAGCACUUUGGCAGCUGGCUGGCGCUCACCCACUUCAACAAUCAGGCAGCGUCAUCAUGCACAAAUCCGCCGCUCCCUCAGUCCAGACCCCAACCUGCCCCGACACUUACCAGCACAAGCACAAGCACAAGCACCAGCUCAAUAUCGACAACGCAGACGAGCCUGCAAUCUGUCAAACUUGAGCUGGCAAACAUUCACUUUUGGGCAAAUCUGCGACGCGGCAUUCUCUUUCCCAUACCUGCCUACCUACCUUGCCCUACUUCGCCGCCAGUACACCUCAGACCCGGAGUCACGGCCGACGGCACGCCAUCCGAGAACACGACAUCCACCCCUCGAUACCCAAAAAUUCCACAUCACCCACCGUUGAUAACCGCGUACACGAUACCAUCCUACAGCGCGCGUCACUUUGAUGACGGCAGAGCCUUUCCGGCGGCUACUGAUCUGACCUGCGCCCUGCCCGUCGUCAUCGAGCUUUCCGACUUUCCGAGUCUCUCCCUUCCUAUGCUUCCCAUUACCGACACACGAUAG